AUGCCACCUAAAUCAAAAGAAACAGCAACAAAAAAACCUCUACCUCAACUCUUAAGACCCAGUAUUAGUAAUUCAAGUCUAAAUUUCGUUCCAGAUGAUGUUAUAGAAGGUUUUCAAGAAAGAAUAGAAACGGGAAUAAUUUGGACUUUUGCGGAAGAAGCCGCUAGAUAUCAUAAACAAAAAUUUUAUUUAAAAAAAGUCAAAUUUUCUGAAGGUCUUCAAAAUAGAAUAAAAAAGAGUAUUCUUAACGGCUUUCUUGAUGAAAAAUCUAAAUUCACCCUCAGUGAACAAUGGGAAAUACUGUUAUCAAUGUGUUUAUGGGAUAAUGAAAAAUUUUCAAAUGAAGAGGCAAAAAACUGUUUUAACAUUAACAAUUCAAUAACUGAUAACAUAAUUGAAAUGAUAAAAAUUGCUGUUCAAAAAAAUGAUCGGGAUUUGCUAAAAAUGAAUUUGAAAAUGGUUCUUACUCUGAGAGUGAAUGAUUGUGAGAUGACGGAAUUGGAUGACUCUUUAAAGGAAUUUCAAAACUUGUCAACUUUAAAUCUUUGUGGAAAUCAUAUAGCUGAAUUUGACCCACACGUCCUUCCGCGAGGAUUAAUAAUAUUAGAACUGCAAAAUAAUCGUAUUAGCAAUCUGGACAUAUUUGUUGAAAAAUUACCAUCUAAUUUGAUUUGUUUGGGACUCGCCAGGAAUCUACUGUACAAUGAUAGUAUUAAUGGGCUAUCAAGACUAUCACACAAUAUUACGAUUUUGGAUUUAUCUGACAACGACAUCUAUGAUUUAGAAGCGGUACUAACACCUUUGGCUGUACUACCAGAUCUGAUAGCGUUACAACUUGCAGGCAACCCUUGCGCGGUGUGUGCAGCUUACGCCCGUACAGUACUGACGAGGCUUCCUCAGCUACAAUGGCUGGACUGCCGAGAAAUUCUUCCUACUGAUAAACCGUCAGAACCUUUUGAACCACACGCUGAUGAUUUAAGAUCCGCAUACUUUACUUUUACUGUCUUCCGAAUAAUGUCUGUUCCUCAACCUCCCAAGCCUGACAAGGGUGCGACAACAACUUUUCAUGUGGAAUUGGAACUACCUCUGCUGGAUUCGACAAGACGAAAGUUUUUGAUGUUUCGUAACAACGAUUCGCUUAUUGAAAUGCUACCCCCACCAGAAGAUGAAGAAUGGCCGUCGACAAAAGUGUCUCCUUCAUUUGCAGAAAGUAAAAUAGAAGCUUCAGGGUUGCAGACUUCAAGCACAUAUCACGAAUCGGAUAUCUACAAUCACUUAGUAGCAAAGAAUUCUCGUGAAAUCUUUCACUUUACGGUAUUCGAGAGUAAUCGUGUUCAGUGGAACAAAAUCAUGAAUUUCCAAGAACCAACCAUUAAAAUAUUUUGUCCGAAUCUUUUCUCACUGAGAGAUACUUUCCGCACAAUUAUUACAGUUCGACUUGUGUACACAGUGACGGUGCUAAGUAAGCAAAGCAAGUCAGAUAAGAAAAGCGCCCACUCGUUGAAGCAGCCAGGAGAACAGCGCGUUACCCUAGCGUCUAUUAGAUGCCCACUUAGGAGACCAGACUGGAGCCAGCCCUCGCAACACUUCCACUGGGACAACUCGCUAGCAACCGACGAGGCCAUCCAUUGGGGAGAUGGGGACUUGUCUGUAUUACAAUAUACUCUAGCGCCCGUUAAAACGCCGAAAGGAAAACAGGAUGCAGAUCCGGGUGCGACGAAACAGUUUCCUCCAGAAAAUUUAACCUGUCACUUUGGAUUUGGAAUAGAUACACUACGCAUUUGAUUUUUUUUAUAAUGAUGAAAACUUACGUGUAUUUGUAUAAACAACUCUAUCUCAAGAAA
Melitaea cinxia (Glanville fritillary) is the source of this 1844-nucleotide messenger RNA. RefSeq lists its product as uncharacterized. NCBI's taxonomy places the organism in Eukaryota, Metazoa, Arthropoda, Insecta, Lepidoptera, Nymphalidae. Gene Ontology annotation, molecular function: protein kinase binding. The transcript is spliced from 9 exons. Gene Ontology annotation, cellular component: cytoplasm. The record is from RefSeq and is a predicted model, not a curated record. Bases 1 to 1785 code for a protein of 594 amino acids.